This is a messenger RNA of Panicum hallii, 2280 nucleotides long. RefSeq lists its product as uncharacterized. The record is from RefSeq and is a predicted model, not a curated record. The transcript has 9 exons. The coding region runs from base 222 to 1955 and encodes 577 amino acids. Lineage: Eukaryota; Viridiplantae; Streptophyta; Magnoliopsida; Poales; Poaceae.
GGAAGCGUGACGCGGCGCCGACGCGUCCCCCCUCCUCUCUCGCCACCGUUGCCUCCCUCCCGCGCCUCCUCUGAGCCACUCCCUCCCUGCCUGCCCCGAAAGCGGCGGCAACCCCUCCGCCCGGGGCUCUCCCGGCACAGCAGCUGCGUGCCGCGUCGCCCUCAGUCUCCUCCUUUUUCCUGCCUCGCGCCGGGAGAGAGAGAGACCGAGGGACCACACAAAUGAGCUCGCCGACGCCAUUACGCCCCGCCGCCGCCGGCGGCGGCGCCAGCAGUUACUCCUCCUCGCUGCACCACCGGCGGCGGGGGUGGCCGGGCGCGGGCGCGGGUUUAAGAAGGCCGCGUGUGCGCCGGUGCAAGAUGAAGCUCAUGUACUUCCUCAUGGACCGGGACGAGCAGCGCGAGAAGCGCCUCGAGCUCGAGUUCGAGGUGUCGGAGCUGGAGACGGUGCUCGAGAAGGAGCAGAGGCUGGGCAGGGUUCUCCAGUGCUCGCUGCAGGGGCGCGUCGUCUGCCAUUGCUGCCUCUCCACGCUCGUUCCAACCAACGUUAGGGGUCUGCUCGGGGAGCUAGCAAUGGUGGAGGACGAGAUAUUCUGCCUGGAGAAGAAGGUCGAGGACCUGCGGCUGCGCCUGCGCCGGGAGCAGAAGUGGACGGACAAGUGCAUCCAGCAGCAGCAGAGCUGGCCGCAGAACCUCCAGCCGAGGCACUCCGUGUCCAGGAGGGAGCUCCAGGGCGCCCAGCAGCUGCCCAAGCUGCCGUGCCCAGGCAGCGACGAAGCUCUCGAAUGCGAGAGCAAGGCUUCUGUUGGAUCCGCCUCCGCCAAAGGAGAUGAAGCGGAGCACGCCAGGAGAAGCAGCCACUGCAGAUCGUCGGAGACCACGCCGGCGCCUCCGGAGAGGAAGGUCUGCCUGAACAGCCCGAACAAGCUCUCGGAGGAGCUGAUCAGGCUGAUGGUGGCCAUCUUCCACAAGCUGAACAAGGCGGCGGAUGUGGGGGAGCUGGAGCUGAGCGGCACGUCGAAGCUCAACAUCUCCUGCAUCGGGCCCAGGAGCCUCGUGCCCAGGGUCGCCGUGCACGGCGCCGCCGCGAUGAGCCCGCUCAAGAACCGGAGGGCGUCGGCGAAAGCCGCCGGCCAUGGCGCGGAGAAGGAGGCCGCUGCCGGGUGCCAAAGGAGGUUCGUCGAGUUCACGAGGGCGUCCGUCGACGUCAGCCGCAUCUCGCUGUGCCUUGUCGACAUCAAGAACUUGAGAGGAUUGAUGCAAAAGCUUGGCACCGCCGACCCGAGCCUUCUGACGAACAAGCAGAAGCUGGCUUUCUGGAUCAACAUCUACAACUUCUGCGUGAUGCAUGCGUUUCUUCAGCACGGUUUACCCCCAUCUCCAGAGAAGCUUCUUGCGCUGCUGAAUCAGGCUUCAGUGAACGUCGGAGGAACAGUGCUGAAUGUUGUGUCGAUCGAGCACCUCAUCCUGAGGCACUCUCCCGCAGGCAAGCAGGGGAUCGUGGACGAAGGACAGAGGGAUCUGCUGCGCACGUACGGACUCGGGUACCCUGAACCCAACGUCGUCUUCGCGCUAUGCAGAGGCAGCCGCUCCUCGCCGGCGCUGCGCGUGUACACGGCGGAGGACGUGUCGAACGAGCUGGAGCGCGCCAAGGUGGAGUACCUGGAGUCGACGGUGCGCGUCGCCGGCCGGAGGCAGCGCGCCGCCGUCGUGGUGCCCAAGCUGCUGCACUGGCACAUGCGGGACUUCGCCGACGACGCCGCGUCGCUGCUGGAGUGGGUGCACAGCCAGCUGCCCCGGGCGUCGGGCCCGCUCAGGCGGGCCAUCAGGGAGGUCCUGGGCGCCAGCAGCGGCAGCGGCAGCGGCAGGGGCGCGGCGACGCCGGCGCCGGCGGCCAAGAUGGUGGAGGUCGAGCCGUACGACGCCGAGUUCUGCUACCUGCUGCCCGUCUGGUGAGCGCGCGUCCAUACGUGGUCUCGGUCCAUCGGUCGGAGCGUGCUAAAUUUUGCUCCGGUCGAGGCGUAUUUGUUGCAGCACCUGUGCAGUGAACCGUGAACUACUACCGUGUGACACGAUGUAAAUUUUCGGGGUUGUGUUUCGUCCCGUAGAGAAAAAAUUCAAUAACAGAAAGUACGUUUUAAUCUUCAUUUUUUUUUAUUUUGCUAGUGCCUGGAUGUCCGAGGCACUGCAGAAUUGGCACCAACUUGAACCGUUCGAUGUUCUUUCAAGAGUAUUUCCAUUCUUUGUAAAUCUAAAUAAAGGAUCUCGACUGUUGAUUUAA